Molecule: messenger RNA, 7149 nt
Organism: Tetrahymena thermophila SB210
Lineage: Eukaryota; Ciliophora; Oligohymenophorea; Hymenostomatida; Tetrahymenidae
Product: transmembrane protein, putative
Exons: 8
Molecular function (GO): protein binding
Source: RefSeq, a predicted model, not a curated record
AUGGCUUUGUAGCAAGCAAUUGAUUCUACUGGAUAAAUUUAAAAUAAGUGUGUUGCUAUUUGUUAGUAAUAACAAUAUUUGAAUGGAUUGACUAAUACUUGUUAGUCAUUAAGUUAAUGCUCUUCAUCUUAUUUUACUUCUACUAGCAGUACUACUAACUCUAAUAACAUUAUUGAUUUAAAAAUGUUAAAUGAUAGCAGCCUUUUAGCAUUUUACUCAAAUUUUAUGUCACAGAUUAGAGUUGAUACAGGACAACUCGAAUUAAGUCUUAGCUAUGGAGCAUAAGCAAUAAAGUCUUAAUAUUUUAAUGGUUUGUAUUACAUAUUUAAGACAGAUAACUCUAUUAUUCUGUGGGAAGUAGAGUUUGAUAAAAAAUUGUUAGUCUCUUAAAUUUAAUUUGGAGUCAAUUAAAUAAAAGUCUAUUCUUAAUAACUGCAAAAUUUGAUUACCGUUAAUUAAGAUAAUGGAAUAAUUAAUUAUUUGGCUAUAAUUGGUAACGGACUCUAAAUUAUAAGUAAAUCUAAUAAUCAACAACAAUAAUAAUAGAAAUAAAUUAUCUCAUCUUAAUUUUAGCCAAAUUAUAUUACUAACUAAGGAAUUGUUACAGAUAUUCUUAUCUUUGAUGAUUUAAACGCUUUAGCUACUUGCUCAAAAGAGGGAAGAUUGUUUGUGUGGGAUAUAACCAAAGUGUAUGAUGCUUAAUUUAGCUAUCUUUAUUAUAAUAACCAAGAUAGCUGCUUAAAGUUAUAUAGGUUAUCAAUUUAUUAGAUAAUUGCUCUUUUCUAAAAUACUAUUGUCAUCUUAGAUAUAAGAUAGUCAACACCUUUAAAAGUAAUUUAGAAAAAUAAUCCAAAUCCAACAAAAGAAUUCAUUACCUCUAAUAAAAAUUUAGGAAUUCUAAUUUAUGAUGGAAUCCUAAACUGUAUUAAAAAUGAUGGUAGCUUACUAUUUUCAACAAAUGAUCCAAGCUUUACAUAAAAUAUAUAUAAUAUAUAUAUAAGCUACAAUAAUCUCCUAUUCUUUUAAUAUUAAAACUAAAUGAAGGUAUAUAAGGUAGAUCCUACUUAAAAUACAAUCUAAAAUCAAAUGACACUUUUUUCAACUUACAAUAGUCCAAGUAAAGUAAAUAUUUAGCUCUCAAAAAUUAAACCUUUUCCAGAGUCACUUUAUUCCUCAGUAGGAUAUACUUUUGAAGUAGUUAUUUUUGAUACAAGUUCUUCCUUUUAUAUUUUCGAUGAAUAAUUUCACGUUUUAUAGCAAGUUAAUCAAGUUCCAUUAAUUUCAGCUGUUGAUUUUAAUUUCCUUAUUUCUAACCCCUUAGAUCCAAAUUAUUUUGUGAUGGGAUAUACGACCUAGCAGACAGCGGCAUUUAAAUUUUAGGUUUAUAAUAUUUAAAAAGGAGUAAAUGCUGCUAAUUUAGCUGCAUUUAUAGUUUCAGGAUCUUAUCUGAUGGAGCCACGAAAAGUACCAAAUAAACCGAGUUAGUAUGAUCUUGAAAUUGUAAUUCCUUUGAGCUAUUUUACUUCGAAUAAUGUCUUCAGAUAUGAUACGAAUGUGGCAGCAAAUGUAUUCUAAAUGGGGAAACAAAUAUAGAAUGAAAUUCAGUCAAUCUAUAAAACCUUUCCAGAUUUAUCAUAUAAUUUUUUUGGAGGAUAAUCAGGAUUUGUCGGAAUAUCACCUUUAAAUACAAAUUAUGUUAAGCAGGUUUUUUCUCUUUCUUCCAAUGACAUUAUAAAUGUUUAAUAAUGUUACAGUUUAGGAGUUUAUUUUGUAAUUUCUAAAAAAAUUUAAAUAGUAAAUAUCCACACAAAUAGCUUGAUAGAGGAAAUCAUAUUUAAAGACACUACACAAUAAUCAGUUCAGGGAUUUUAAAUUUUUGCUGAUUUAUAAAUAGCAAUUGCCUUUAAAUCUUCAUAGCUAAUAUUAAAAAAUUUUAAGGAUGGACAAACUUAUUCCUAUACAAACAUAAAUAACUUAUCUUUUUACAAUUUAGAAAAAGAAAAUCAAUUGAUUACUAUCUUUGGGUCAAAAGUAGUAAAGUUACAAUUAAAUUUAAAUGAAUAUUAGUAAAUCGGAGCUCUCAUUUUGUAAAAUAACUACAUUGUUGGAUGUGUAUUAUCUUCAGUAAAUUACUAUUGUGUCACUGUUAUGCAAAGAGGUAGUUUAGUAGUAAGAACAGUUAUCAGUAGUCCAGGUGGAGGUAAUAUCGUAUAAUUAAUGUACUUACCGAAUUAGAAUCACAUAUUGUUCUUCACAACUCAAAUGAGAUUUGGAUAAAUAUUUGUAUACAGUUUGAGUACACUUUUGUAAGUAACUUCUAUAAAAAAUACAUACACCUAAAAUCCAAUUUCUCUAACAUGUGCUAUGAUUUAUGACAUUUUUCAAAAUUAUCUUGUAUACAUAGAUCUUACUGGGAAUAUUCUCAUUAUUUCUUACACUGGGGCAUAUUCUAUGGUUAAUUUUUUAAAAAUGAACUAAUUUGAUGAUGGUUUUAGUGCUCCUAUUGGGUUUUCUUUAGACUUUGAUAUGAAUAACAUUCUUGUUUACAGCAGUUCAAAUGUCUUUUAAAUUCCUUAUUCUUCUAUCAAUUUAUGGUACAACAGGAUAAUUAAUUAUCCUAAAAAUUAAUACUUUGCUUUAAACAGUGGAUAAAAUUCUGAGCAGUAUUUCAUUGUUGGUACAUAGAACAUUCUUUAUACUUAUUAGAAUAAUCAAUUUUAAAGUUUCAACUACUUUAAUGAAGAUGAUCGUUUAAGUUCAGUCAGCUAUAUUCCUGAUUAGCAACUCUUAAUAGUCGGUUUUACUCAGUAAAUUAAUAUCUAUUAACAAUUUUCUUCAAAUAACUUAUCUCUUAGCAAUAAAGUAAUUAUCACAGGUUAUAAGUUGAAAGAAUUUAUUACUCCAAAUAUUUUUUUGACUUUUGAAAAUUCUAUAGUAGAUUAUAAUUUUUAGUAAAAUUCUGAGAAUUAUAAAAUAACAUGGAAUUUAGGUGUUUCUAUAACAAGCUAUUUAUGGCUUAAUUCUUCUUCACUUAUUAUUGUAGGAUUUAAUACUGGAGAUCUCUUAUUUUACAAUUAUUAAUUAUAAAAAUAAACCAAUAUAAAUGUAGAUUCUACUCCUAUUAUUUUUAUUUAAGAAGGACUGAACUCAAUUUGGGCUUGUUCAGUUAUAGGGAUUAUAUAGUAAAUCAGCACAUCUUCUCAAUAAACUACCUAAACUUUUAACUUGGCUUCUAUUGUAACUCUCUAAUAAGCAGAUAAAAUAAACGUCUUUUCAAUAGAUGAAUAAAAUUAGAGAAUUUUUGUUAGUCUUUUAGAAUAAUAUUUAUUAUAUAUAUUUUCUUACUCAACUUAAGCUUUGCAAAUACAGUAAUAUUUGAGCUUCCCACACCACGAAAAGAAUAAUAUUUAUUUUUCUAAAAAUUAUCUUAUCAUGUAUUCAACAUCUUAAAUAAAUAUUCACAAUAGGUCAAGUUUACAGUUUUUAAAAAGUUUAAAAAGAGAAAAUGUUUAUGAUCAAAUAAUGUCUAUUUACUUUGUAAAUGAGACCUAUUUAAUAAUACCAUUCUAGAGGAAACUUGAGUUAUACUCAUAUGAUGUUAUUUCUAACACUAUGCAAUUUUUAGAUCAAAUAAUAACAAUAUUACCUUAAGUCAUAAAAACUCAAAUCAUAUCUAAUGGUUAAUAACUAUAGCUAAUAGGAUUUUCUAACAAUAUGGUAUUUGAAAAUAGAUACUCUGUUCAAUUGAUAAGUAGCCAAUCUACUUAAUGCAGCCUAAAUAUUGAUGUUUAAGAUUAUACCAGUACUUAGCAACAGCUUUCAUUAAUACCUCCUACUACAGUUCCUUAUUUUACAUGGUAGAAUAGGAUAACUGUUACUUCUUCUAAUAGUAAUAAUUAUUUUUAUAUGAACAUGUUUUCAGAUAAUUUAGAUUUAGUGAGUACUUCAUCAACUUAAAAUACUCUCCUUGUAAUAUAAUCUCCUAUUAAUAGUAACAAUAAUUUAAUAAAUGGCAUGCAGACAAUAAGUUUAAGCAAUUAAAUUUUCGCUUAGUUUUCUAAAUAGUAAGUAUUAUUAAACAGCUUAUAAUUUUAAUUAAUUGAUACAAGUAAUUAUCAGUCAAGUAUAGUUAUUGCUUUCAAUUCUUUUGUAUAACAGGUGAGCUUCUAAAAUAUUGUACUUCCUAACUAAAAAACUCUUUCUUAAGCACAAUUUUAGUUUAAAAAUAUGAAAACUAUUGUUUUCAAUAAUAUUGUCAUAGAUAAAUGGAAUUUACUUUAAAAUCUAAGAAAUCUAUAGCAAUAAUAACAAACAGCUUCUCAACUUUCAAGUUAAAAUUCAGGCUUUUUUAAUUUCUAAAAUUGUAGUAGUGUUUAUUUAUAUGGAAUUUCAAUUAAAAAUUCUAUCAUAAAUAUUAGUAAUUUUUCUACACUAUUCUUAUUCAACACAAUUAACGAAGUUAUUUUGGAAGACUUUUAUGUAGAAAACUUGUAAACAAUUGUAUAAUUAGCCACAUUUUAAAAUGUCUAAAAAAUAACAAUAAAAAACUUAACAAUAAGUGAUUCUUAAUUCCUUUUAUCUAAAUAAAGCAGUACUAGCUUAAAUUAAUUUAUAAUCUAAAUUUCAGGCUGUCAAAAUACUAUUAUAUAAAACUCUUUAUUUACUUCAAAUUAAAAUAUGCUCUUUUUAAAUACAAAAAAUUACAUCGUAAUUAAUUAACAAUUAGUGUAUCUAGAAAGCGAUUAGCUUACUCUAUUGAAUAUUAGGCUUGAAAAUAAUUAAAAUAUACAAUAAAACACAGGUUUAGCAAUAAUGAGCAUAAGUUCUUCAAUAAAUAAUUUGGAUACCUUAAAUAUAACGCAAAAUCAAUUUAACAUUUAAUUUGAAUCAACAGUUUCUAUUUUUAUUCAGAAUUCUGUAUUUUAGUAUAAUAUUGGUAUUAAUGGGGGAGCUUUAUCUAUUAUCAAUAACAUUGGCUCUGUUAUUAUAUAAAGAAGUUAGUUUUUAUUUAACAAAGCCUAAGGAAGUGGAGGAGCUAUUUAUCUAAAUUUGGCUUAAGGUUCUGUAAAUUUAGACUAAUCUAAUCAAAUAAGCAAUAACAAAGCAAUUAUAGGUGGUGGAAUUAGGUUGUAUAGUUAUGCAAACUCAAUUUAAGUAUCUAUACAUAAAGGUAUUAUUGAAAAUAAUAAUGCUGACAUUUAUGGAAACAAUUUUGCUACUUUUUUAGAAUCAAUCUUUGCUUCUUGCUCAAAUAUGAAUUGUUUUUUCAAUAAGUCUAAUAAUUAGUUAAGUAUAGAGAGGUUUAAUAGUGGAGAUACAGCUCACUUAUCUAUCAUUUUUUUAGACUAAGAUGGUAGAUCCAUGAGUUUUGAUCCCUCAAAAGUAGAUUCAAACAGUUACCCAAGUGAAAUAAUUGACGAAAUUAAAAGUUAUUAAUUAUAAGUAACAACAUCAUUAAAUGGUAAUGAAAAAAUAAAUAUUAAUGGUGAAAACUUCAUUAGUUACAACAGAUUCUCAUAAAAUACCUCUGCUUUCGAGCUAAACAAUUUCCAAAUUUUAUCAAUUCCAUAAACAACCUAGCAAAUUAAUAUAAACUACUAAAUACUUCCUACAAAAAUACAACAAUUGAGUAAUUCUAGCAAAAAUUCAAUUUUAACAAGUAUAUAAUUUAGAGAAUGUAUUGUAGGAGAAAUAAUGAAAGCUUACUCUUAAACUAUAUUUUCUUGCUAAAAGUGUUUGGCAGGAACUUAUUCUUUUGCAGAAACUGACCUUAUCAUGGAAAACAAGUAAGGUUAAAUAUAGUGCAAAAAAUGUCCUUACUCUGCUAUCAGCUGUGAAGGAAAUUAAAUUUAACUUAAAAAUAGUUAUUGGAAAAUGAAUGACACAACUGACGAAAUAAUUUAUUGUGUCAAUAAUCCAAAUUCUUGCCAAUCUGAAAAUAGCGAAAGUAGAAAAGGGUGUAUAAAAGGAUAUAUAGGACCUUUAUGUGAAACAUGUGAUUUAAUCGGUGAUGUUUGGGAUGGUUAAAGGUACACUAAAUCUUUAUCUUCUAGUUAUGAAUGCUCACAGUGUAGCUCUCUUUAUUACCAAAUAAUUUUUAUUGUCCUUUCUAUUUUAUUUUUAUCAAUAUAUUUUUUGAUGAGCUUGGAAAUCUUUAUGAAUAAUUUUUAUCAUAGUCAGCUAUGUCACUAUUUGAGGUUUUUGCAGAUUAUACCAAUAUCCUAAAGCUAGAUCAAAGAUAGAUCUUCUUUAUACAUAAAAAUUUUAACAAAUUACAUUUAAAACUCUUCAGUUUUAAUUAACUAUUCUUACUACUUCAUCCCAAGCUUAAUCUCUGUAAUUCCUAACUCUUUUGGAUAGCCAAGUAACAAACUAGUAAUUGGAUUAUAGUGUUUACUAAGUAUAUAGUACCUAAAAAAAAAUGGAAUUUUACAGACAGUUUCUAUAUUUCAGUCCUUAAUUCCUCUAAUUUUUAUAUUUUUAUUAACUCUCAUUUUGUUUAUAGCAUUUUUAAUAAAGAGAGGAAAGUUCUAAAAAGCUAAAUUCUAUACCCUCUAUAAUAUAUUGUUUGUGUUCUUCUAGCCUGAUCAAGUAACAUUUUUGACUAAAUUGUUAAGUUGUAGAUAAAUUGGAUCUUAUAGUUACGCAAGUGAAAAUUUACUACUACUCUGUGAUGAUGAUAAUUACUAAUCAUUUCAAAGAAAAUUCGCAAUUCCACUUCUGGUUUUUUGGAUAGGAGUACCUGUGAUAUCUCUGAUAGCAAUAUAUAAAAAAAGAAAUAAAUUAAACACUUGCUAUACUUAAUACAGAUUAGGAUAUUUUACAACUGGAUUUAAAUAGAAAUUCUUCUAUUGGGAGUUUGUUAGAAUUAAAAUUUAUUUGGGAAAAUAUUUAGAUGUUUCCUUAGAUUUAUUCUACCUUAAAACUUUUGAAAAAGUAGAAACAUCAGAAGUUUUAAAUCUGAAUGUUAAUAAUACAACUAUAAAAGACAGUAUCAUGAAGAAUAUCAGUAAAUCUAUCCAUAAUUCAAUGAGAUUAAUAUCUAAUUUAACAAGUCAAUAAAAUGAUGUACAACUGAAUUAAACAAAUACGAUUCAUCAUAGUAGCAGGAAAAUUAUAUGUAAUAAGAUUAUGUAAUUUAAAGUAUGA